This is a messenger RNA of Misgurnus anguillicaudatus (oriental weatherfish), 6778 nucleotides long. NCBI's taxonomy places the organism in Eukaryota, Metazoa, Chordata, Actinopteri, Cypriniformes, Cobitidae. The record is from RefSeq and is a predicted model, not a curated record.
GAGAGAGAGAGAGAGAGAGAGAGACUUGAGUACAUACAGUCAGUUGUGGAUCAGUCAUACUGAUGCAUACACGACUAGCGCACACAGACAGAAUGGGUAACGCUUGGUUUCUGUGCACCGUUCUGCUUAUAUUCACCUUACCUGAAGGAUGGUUUAAACCUGUUAUUGUCCCUGAUGCCCCUCAUCUGGUGAUACUUAAAGGUGAACAACUACAACUUAGUUGUUAUGACGUGGGAGAGGGAAACACGGGCGGGGUGCGAUGGCUGCGAGAUAAAGGCCGGAGGAUUGAUGGAGAACGCGAGGAAGACGGAGCCAGCGUCAUCUCCAUCACCUCCACACAGAUGCAGCAUAUGGGUCGCUAUAUCUGCGAAAACACAAACACAAGCGCAAAAACCUCCAUCUACAUUUAUGUGAAAGACUUAGAAAAUGCAUUUGUGCGCUCCAUGUUGAACGGCCUUCUUGCGAAGGAAGGAGAGAACUGCACCCUUCCGUGUUUGGUAACAGAUCCAGCUGUCAAUCAACUGUCUCUGCAGACCUGCGCUGGCUCCGCCCUCCCAGAUGGACUCACCUACACCACGCAUCCUCAGAGAGGCAUCACCAUCAGAAACGUCUCCAAGGCUUUCGAGGGAUGCUACGUUUGUGCAGGGGAGAUGGAUGAAGUACCCGUGAGGUCAAGCGAGUAUAACCUGGACGUUCGACUAGUUCCAGAGACGGUGCCAGUACUCAGCCUAUCCAGAUCAGAAAAUGAAAUACUGAUUCAGGAUCAGGUGUUUGAACUUACCUGUAGUACCAGCAACAUCAACCAUGAUUUUCACCUGAGCUGGAGCCUCCCCACUGAAGCGGUAGCAAAGGAGAGGCACAACUCUCACAUCCUGAUUGGUUCUCGAGGAUAUCAGCGAUCGAUAACAGUUUGGAUCGAAUCUGUGAAAAUGAGCGACUCUGGAGUUUACCGCUGCCUGGCGCGAAAUGAGAGGGGCGUCUCCACGGCAACGGUCAAUUUGGAGGUUUAUGAACACGGGUUCAUUAACCUCACUGAGGGAGAGGACCAUGUGGUGAAAGUGAGAGAGGGGGAGAGUCUGACUCUGAGCGUGGAGAUGACAUCAUACCCCAAACCCAGUGAUGUCAACUGGACUUACAACAACCAACAGCUCAAAAACACAUCCGAGCACGUCAUUACACUACACAACCAGCAGUACAGAUACACCAGCGAACUGAGACUGGUUAGAGUUCAUGGAUCAGAGGGUGGAAUCUACACUUUCUCGGCCAAUCACAACUAUACAUCUGUCAAUAAGUCAUUCACUGUCCACGUUAUAUGUAAACCUGUAAUUGUUACCCAGGACGGGCCGGUUGAUGGACAGGUGAGGUGCGUGGCUUCCGGAUAUCCUGUCCCUAAAAUAUCUUGGUAUUACUGCGAGCCUCCACUUACACGGUGCUCCCACCUGCUGAAUUCAACGCAGGCAGAUGAGGAGGUUGCCGUAGUAACCGUGUCCGGGUCCGAGUUCGGACGGAGCGAGGUGGAAAGCCGACUUAAUAUCAGCAAAGGAAAAUAUCACACUCUUGAGUGUGUGGCGUCCACACAGGGCGAACAGGCCUACACCUUGUUUUCGAUCAGUGAAAGAACUGUGCCCCAUAAACUCUUCACGCCUCUGCUGUCUGGUGUUGUCUCCACUGCCGUUCUGCUCAGCCUCAUUCUUGUGGUUCUGCUUUACAAAUACAUGCAGAAACCAAAAUAUGAGAUCCACUGGAAGGUGAUAGACAGUUUUGAUGGGAACAAUUACACCUACAUAGACCCUACACAGCUGCCGUAUGACCCCAAAUGGGAGUUUCCACGGGAAAGACUCCGCUUUGGUAAAAUUCUCGGCUCUGGAGCUUUUGGUAAAGUGGUAGCAGCUACAGCAUAUGGACUCUGCUCAGCAGACACAGUGACCACCGUUGCUGUUAAAAUGUUAAAACCGAGCGCUCACUCCACUGAGAAGGAGGCUCUUAUGUCUGAGCUGAAGGUUUUGAGUUACCUUGGUAGCCACAUUAACAUUGUCAACCUGCUUGGAGCCUGUACAGUAGGAGGCCCCACUUUAGUGAUCACAGAGUACUGUUGCUAUGGUGAUCUUUUGAACUUCCUUAGGAGAAAGAGGGAUGCGUUUUUUAGUUCCAAAACCGGAGACGGAUACUACAAAAAUUUGCUCAGCCAAACACAGCCUUCAAGUGAAGGGAAUGAAAAUGGAUACAUGCCCAUGAGGUCCUAUCAGAAGAGAUCAAAUCAGACAGAAUGGUGUGAUGAUAAAGAUGAUCUCUCUUUGGAUACCGAGGACCUGCUCAGCUUCUCAUAUCAAGUUGCUAAAGGCAUGGACUUCCUAACCUCCAAAAAUUGUGUCCAUAGAGAUCUGGCAGCCAGGAACGUUUUGCUGACUCAGGGUCGACUUGCAAAGAUAUGUGAUUUCGGUCUGGCACGUGACAUCACUCGAGACUCCAACUAUGUCCUGAGAGGAAAUGCACGUCUCCCAGUGAAAUGGAUGUCUCCAGAGAGUCUUUUUGCUUGCGUGUACACGUUCGAAAGUGACGUCUGGUCCUACGGCAUCUUACUUUGGGAGAUCUUCUCUCUGGGUAACACACCAUAUCCUGGGAUUCAAGUUGGAUCCACUUUCUAUAAGAUGAUACAAGAUGGAUACAGAAUGAGCGAGCCUGAGUUUGCCCCAAGUGAAAUUUAUGAGGUGAUGAGAUGGUGUUGGAGUGUUGACCCUCUGAAGCGUCCGACCUUCAAGAAGCUGGUGGAACGAACUGAACUUCUGCUGUCAGAAACCACCAAACAUGAUUACCUGAAUCUCAGUACUAGUGGCAGCUGUGAGGCAUUUGUUCCUCCCAACCUGCAGAGGGCGCAGCGUCUGAGUUCGAUAGGCAGCUCUACAGCCUCGACUCAACCUCUGCUGCAGGCCACCAAUGACGUUUUCCUGGAACCACAGAUUGUAUAAUUAAUUUGUGUAGUUUUCUCACAGGUUUGACCUGAAGAAAGCCAAUGGCCUUAUCUUUCUUUAAGUUCUGUCAUUUUUUUUCUUAUUGUCGCUUGGAGUGUUUUGUUUUUCGCGACUUUACUCUUUCAGUAUGUUUAAAAGAGUUUAAGCUCAGCAUGUCCCGCCACGUAACUCCUAGUAGUUGUUAAAGUGCGUUCCUCUAAAUUGGAUUCUCAGCCUUUCGUUUUCGUUCAUCGAACGUUUCAAGUUCUUAAAUUCUUGCGAUUUCCCGUCUCAACCAUAUUAGAGUAUUGAGCUACACACUGCACAAUGCAUUUUACAGCAUCUCAAGGGCCACAUUUUUAAGAUGCCUUGUUGAGUUAAACUAAAGUCCCUUUUGAAAAGUCGCAUCACCAGGCGGCCAUCUUUGCAAAGACUUAAAUCCCAUCUGUUUGAAUGGGGAAAAACAGCAAGUCACAAUUAAACAACAUAUUUCCAACCAACAAUUAAACCUGACAUAAACUGUCCCCAACUUUUGCUUUUCAAGCUCAAAGUUCCAUUGAAAAAAGUUGUUUUAGUUACUUUGCAUGCGCACAGGUUGACAAACGCCUUACGCGAGUCUGUACUGAUUGAUGAUUGGUUCAUGUAACUGGAAGGCGGGACUUCCAUCGCCAGAGCGGCCAUAUUGAGUGUUGCACUGUCCCCUAUUCAUAGUACACUGCAAAAAUUACUUUCUUACACAGCAAAACAAUUAUUUUCAAGAAAAAAAUUCUUAGUAUUUUUGUCUUGUUUUCAGUAAAAACAAUUUAAGUGAUUUUAUGCAUAAAACAAGGCAAAAAAUCUGCCAAUGGGGUAAGCAAAAAAAAAUCUUGAACAUUUUACUUGAACAUAAGGGUGUCACGAUUUCGAUUUUAAAUCGAAAUCGAUCGAAAUUAAGUCACAACCUUGAACUUCGAAUUAAAAAAUGGGAUCGUCGAUGCUGCCACGCCCCCAUGUCACGUCCGGUCGGCUUGCCAAGCGGGGGAAAAUAAACUCUCAGAAGUGCCUUUAAAAACAUCCAUCCAGCGGAACGCGAUUUAUAUUUUAAACACGAGGGAUGUAUUGCUACAACUCCUUGAAAUGCAUAUCAUAAACAGGAUUACUACCUAGUGAUCUACCUUCGGACAGAGCGCAGCUCUGCAGGUGCACGAGAGAGCCGCAAAGAUGCAGCGGGUUAUAUUUUAAACAACAGGUAUAAUUUGCCUCAGCUCACAUGGAACGCAUGAAACUGAACAAAUACGUAAGGAUUAUUACUUUAGUUUAUGUUUAGACUUUGGACAAAUGCGAGAGCGCGUGCACGUGAGACAGAGAGAAGCGCAGCUGCUUAUGACGCACCGGUUUUAUUACAUAUAAUAGGAGUCCAAGACGCGCGCAUUAAGUCUAUCUGCGUGCAAGAAGGAAUUCUCUCUCUACAAGCUCUCUCGCGUAAAGUAAAGCCCACAAACCCCCAUGCGAGGAAAAGCACGCAAUGUGCAUGUUAAUGUGUAACUAUAAUAAUAAUAAUAAUAAAGGCAAAAAAUAAUUUAAAAAUCAAGAAUCGAAUUGAAUCGUGAGAUCAGAAUCGAAAAUGUAAUCGAAUCGAGGAUUUGGAGAAUCGUGACACCCCUACUUGAACACUAAAUUCAAGAAAAAUGUAAGAAAAAUUUGCUUACCCCAUUGGCAGAUUUUUUUUACUUUUUUUAUGCACAAAAUCACAUCUUAAUUUAAGUAUUUUUAGAUAAAAACAAGACUAAAAUACUAAGAUUUUUUUUCUUAAAAAUAAUUUUUUGCAAUGUAGUCUUGUUUAAAGGCGGAGUUCACGAUGUUUGAAAAACGCGUUGGAAAAGGAGACGGGCCGACUACCAAAACACACUUAUAGCCAAUAAAAUCAAAUCAAAUGCCGGGUUGCGUAUGUGUGGGGCGGGUCUAUCAACAGAAGGUCCAGAUUCUAUUGGGGUAGGGGCGUGUUUGUUUAGGUGAUUUCAAAUAUCAACAUUGGCUUUCAAACAUCAUGGACUCCGCCUUUAAGCUGAAUUUUCAAAAAAUUCUUAAAUUAAAAUGCUUUUUCUUGAUGAGCAAAAUGACCUAAGAAAAUAAGUCUAGUUUUAAGACAAAAAAUAUACAAUUUAAGUGAAAUUGUGGUUAAAACAAGCAAAAAUAUCUGCCAAUAAAAAUCUUGAAAUAAGUUUACUUUUUCUUAAACAUUUAAUUCAAGAUUUUUUUUGCAUCUUGUUACACUGCAAAAAAUGACUUUCUUACUUAGUAUUUUUGUCUUGUUUUCAGUAAAAAUAUUUAAAAAUUCUUAUAUUAAGAUGACCAAAAUGACCCAAGAAAAUAAGUCUAGUUUUUAGACAAGAAAAUAUAAAAUUUAAGCGAAUUUGUGCUUAAAACAAGCAAAAAAAUCUGCAUUGAGUGUUUAUGAAAAAAGUAAACUUAUUUUAAGAAAAAUAUUCUUACUCCAUUGGCAAUUUUUUUUCUUGUUUUAAGCACUAAUUUACUUAAAGUUUAUAUUUUUUUGUCUAAGAACUAGACUUAUUUUCCUAGGUCAUUUAGCUCAUCAAGAUUUUUACUGAAAACAAGGCAAAAAUACUAGGUAGGAAAGCCAUUUUUUGCAGUGUAUAUUUGAUUAUAUAUCCCCAACGUAACAAGGGCAAAAGCAAAUCGUGGUACGAAUUAAUACGAAUUAGCCACCUCGUAAAAUUGGCCUGUCACAUUGUUGCCUACAGUGUACUAAAUAUUUUAAGCAAAGAAAGCUGCCUAUUUACGGUAUAUACAGUUCUAACUAUGUCAUAAAUAAGAUUAAAACCCUGUGCUGCACCACCUGUGACUAAAUACAGCUGUGCUCUAUUGCAUUGUAAUGAUUUACGUAGAUUACAGCAACCAUGGCAUUAUUGUGACAGGCAGUGAGCCUGUUAACAUGAAGCAUUUAGAUAUAUGUGACCUUAUCAAAUAACUAACUUGAAUGAUGACCUCAUAAGGAUUGGUGUGUCAUUACUGGCCGUUAUUCUUGACUGCUUGCAGGUGCUUCAUUAGACUGCACACUAACAUAGGUCAGUGUUAAAGAUUUUGAUCUCUGCUUAACACGUCAAUAUCUUAGGCACUUAAGCAAGUAAUGACAAAUAUCAGCUAUCUUCAGCAUGUGUAAUUAUUACUCCCUCAAUGGCUGUUAGAAUGCAUUAUUGAUUCGAAUGCUAGAUUGUAUCAUUGUGGAAUUUCCACCUCAGCUACCUACUAGUAUCGUUGGAUUUGUUUACGGUAAUUUUUUUGUAUUUUUGAUUUUGACAUUGAAUUGUAAAUACUGCAUAUGUAUAUACAUCAAGACAUCAAUAAGAGGUUUGUUGCUAUGUAAAACUGAGAAUAAUGUUUGGAUUGCACAUCAGCGUUUGUUGAAAUAACUUAAACUGGGUACUAGUCUUUGACUAAGGUGGCUAGCUAAAGUUUCAGGAUUGGACAUAAGCAAUUUCAAAGUUAGCUUGGUAUGGCUUUUCCAACUUGUUUCUUGGCAGACUAACUAUUCUAUAUUCUAGGUCUAUACCAAGCUAUUCCCGCUAAGAUGGAAAUAUCCACUAAUAUAUAACUUAUCAACAUAAGCCACAUUCAAAGAAUAGGACCUGAUCUCAAAAAAAGGUAAUUAUAUGAAAUGUUUUUGAAUGUUUACUGUGACAAAUGACUUGAAAUGAGAUUUUAGAUUUGACUUUGUAAAUAUCUGAUGUGUUAUUUUUUCAACUUUUAGAGGGUUAUUUCUGAAGGAAAGGGGUCGGAAGGGAAUGAUGUAACCGUUUUGAUAUAGACUGAAUAAAAAAGUGAUGAAUGAC